This is a messenger RNA of Diplodia corticola, 4647 nucleotides long. Its product is annotated as nuclear condensin complex subunit smc4. Gene Ontology annotation, cellular component: chromosome. Bases 1 to 4647 code for a protein of 1548 amino acids. Gene Ontology annotation, biological process: mitotic chromosome condensation. Lineage: Eukaryota; Fungi; Ascomycota; Dothideomycetes; Botryosphaeriales; Botryosphaeriaceae. Gene Ontology annotation, molecular function: protein binding; ATP binding. The record is from RefSeq and is a predicted model, not a curated record. The transcript has 3 exons.
AUGUCCGCACGACCCUCCCGGCGAGCGGCUGCGCGCCGCCAAACCAUUGUCGAGUCCUCCGAUUCUGAAGAUGCCUCUGUCGACCAGCAGGACGGCGAUGAGGAAGAGUUCACGCCUGCACCCUCGCCCGCCCCGCCCAAGAGCGCGCGUCGCCGCACUGCAGUGAGGGACGACAGCGACGAGGCUGAAUUCACCCCGGCACCCAAAAGCGCCCGCCGCCGCAAAGCCUCCGAGGUGCCCAUCACCCCUCGCACAGUUCCCUCCAAGAAGGGCAGGACACGAGCGAGCGAGUCCGUCGAGCCCAGCGUCACCCACAGCCCCGCCGAGAGCGCAGCCACCAGUGCCGCUGGCGACGAGCACGAUGCACGCAAACCGCCCAAGAAGAUGGCCGCCACGCGUCGAGGCCGCCGCAAUGUCCGCGAUAGUCGCAGAAACAGAGCCUCGGUUGCUCCCGAUGUAAUACAACCAUUCCCUCCACUUCCUGCGUCUCGGUCAACGGCUCAGUUCCCGCCGGCGCUAUCAACGACGGCCUUCACCAAAGAUGCUAAUUCUCCACAAAAGGAGCAGGAAUCCGAGCAUGAGUUGCGACACAAAUCACCUCUCUCCGACAUCACUGACGGCGCCGAUAAGUCCUCCAACAUAAUCAAAUCCUCGGAACGGGAUGCCCGGUCCCGGCAGAAGACUCCCCCGCCUUUUGAUCCGGGCAACAUUGAAAAUUCUACCGUGAAGAGCCCCACUAGUGCUUCGCAAGAGAAGACGCCGAUACCCGAAGAGAAGGCGCCAGUGCCCGAGGAAAAGACCCCGAAACCUGAAGAAAAGGCCCCGGUGGCUGAGGAGCAGACACCUGUCGCUGAGCAGAAGACACCAACGCGCGAAGAGAAGACACCGGCAGGCCCCACUCCUCUGACCGUCACAAGGGUUGAUGCCAUGGACGCGUUGCUCGAGAGACCAAUGGACAUUGUGGCCAAGGCUAGAGCAGCCGCACAGCCUUUGACACAGGAGCCCGAAGCUCCGAAAUCGCGCAUUUGCAUUACAUGGUUGAUACUUACCAACUUCAAGAGUUACGCAGGUAGACAGGAAGUCGGGCCAUUCCACGCCUCAUUUUCGUCCGUUGUUGGCCCCAACGGCUCCGGAAAGUCAAAUGUCAUCGACUCCCUUCUUUUUGUCUUCGGUUUCAGAGCCAGUAAGAUGAGACAGGGCAAACUUUCAGCUUUGAUCCACAACUCCGCCCAGUUUCCAAACCUGGACCACUGCGAGGUUGAAGUCCACUUUCAGGAAGUAAUGGAUCUGCCUGAAGGAGGCCACGAGGUCAUUCCAGACUCGGAUCUGGUCAUCUCUCGCAGAGCUUUCAAAAACAAUUCGAGCAAGUACUACAUCAAUGGGAAAGAGUCUAACUAUACCGUUGUUACGACUCUGUUGCGUGAUCGUGGCGUUGACCUUGACCACAAGCGUUUCCUGAUCCUGCAGGGUGAGGUCGAGUCCAUCGCACAAAUGAAAGCGAAGGCUGCAAACGAGCAUGAUGAUGGUCUUCUGGAAUACCUGGAGGAUAUUAUUGGAACAUCCAAGUACAAGACGCCAAUAGAGGAAUCUGCUGCACAGGUCGAGACGCUUAACGAGGUGUGCCAAGAGAAGAACAACCGAGUCCAGCACGUUGAGAAGGAAAAGGACAGCCUCGAGGACAAGAAGAACAAGGCUUUGGCGUACAUUCGCGAUGAAAAUGAGCUUGCAAGCAAGCAAUCGGCUUUGUACCAGAUCUUCAUCGACGACACCAACGACAACAUCCAGGUUGCCCAGGAAGCCAUCAACGAGGCACAAGCUUCACUCGACGAGGAGCUGGAGAGGCACAAGGGCAGCGAGGAAGAGAUCAAGGAGCUCGAGAAGCAGUACAAGGCGGGCUCCAAGCAGUACAGUGCGCUCGACAAGCAGACGCAGGACUUUCUGAAGGAGUUGGCGAAGUUAGACAAGGAGACGGUCAAAUUCGAGGAGAAGAAGAAGUUCUUGACCAACAAAGAGAAGAAGCUCCAGAAGACGCUCGAGACCAGCAAGUUCGGCACCUCGGAAGCGGAAAGCACCAUCAGGCAAUGCGCCGACGACAUCGACAGGAAUACGGCCGAGAUCGCGGAGCUUGAGGAGCAGAUGCGGGCUGAGGAGGAAGAACUCAACUCAAUCCGAGAGAGCUUGAAGGGAAAGACCCAGAGCAUCUCCGACGAGAUUGCCGAAAAGCAAAAGGCCUUGGAGCCGUGGAACGCGAAGAUCAACGAGCAGCAAUCGGCCAUGGCUGUCGCACAGAGUGAGCUGGACAUUUUGCGCGAGAAAGAAAAUGAAGGUGCAAAGAAGAUUGCCGACAUGGAAGCCAGGAUUGCCGGUUUGGAGGAGCAGAAGGCUACGAAGCUGGUUGAACUUGAAGAGUGUGAAUCCGAAAAGCGCAGCACGGAAAAGGAGAUCAAGAAUGCCCAGAAGGAGAUGGCCGUCCUCGGGCAAGAAGAACCCAGAGUCCGCUCCAAGCUAUCCAGCGCCCGCCAGAAGGCUGAUGAAGCGAGAUCCAGCCUUUCUUCAACGCAGUCGCAGGGGAAUGUCCUUACCGGGCUCACGCGCCUGCAAGAGUCUGGUAGAAUCAAAGGGUUCCAUGGUCGGCUCGGUAAUCUAGGCACGAUCGACCAGAAGUACGACAUUGCCAUUUCAACCGCUUGCCCGGCGCUGAACAACCUCGUCGUCGAUUCAGUAGAGGUUGGCCAGCAGUGCAUCGAGUACCUCCGCAAAAACAACCUCGGACGCGCGAACUUCAUCUUGCUCGACAGGCUUCCGCAACGUGAUCUUUCCGAGAUCGACACUCCGGAGAACGUUCCUAGGCUUUUCGACCUGGUAAGGUCAAAGCACGAAAAGUUCAAACCCGCCUUCUACAGCGUUAUGCAGAACACACUUGUUGCGCACGAUCUUCAGCAUGCGAAUCGGAUCGCGUAUGGGGCUAAGAGAUGGCGCGUCGUGACGCUUGACGGCCAGCUUAUUGAUAAAUCCGGUACAAUGAGCGGCGGUGGUACCAGGGUCGCGAAGGGUGCCAUGUCCUCGAAGUUGGCUGCCGACAUAACGAAGGAGCAAGUUGCCAAGCUCGAGGUAGACCGUGACGCGGUAGAGCAGCAAUUCUCAGACCUCCAGGGAGCACUCAGAGAGGGCGAAACCAUGCUACGAGAGCUCAGCGAAAAGAUACCGAAGCUGGAGACGAAGGCCCAGAAGAUUGGUCUGGAAAUUGAGAGCUAUGAACGAAACAUGGCCGAUGCUCGGCGCCGCAUCAAGGAGAUUGCAGCAGAGCAGCAGCCCUCCAAGUCCGACAAGGCCCGCAUGGCCAGUCUCGAGAAGAGCAUUGCUAGCAUGGGGAAGGGGAUGGACAAGCUCCACGCCGAGACGUCCAGUAUGGAAGAGGAAAUCAAGGCUCUUCAAGACAGGAUCAUGGAGAUCGGAGGCAUCAAGCUGCGCACGCAAAAGGCCAAGGUGGACGGGUUGAAAGAGCAGAUCGACACGCUUAACGAGGAGAUGUCGUCGGCCGAGGUGAACAAGGCAAAGGCGAACAAGCAGAAGACGAAGCAUGAGAAGGCUCUUGUCGAGGCGGAGAAGGAACUUGAAAAGAUGGCCGCCGAGAUGGAGAAGGUAGACGAAGACAUGCGUGCUCAGAGACGGGACUCGGGUGGCUCAAGACAACAAGCAGAGGAAGCACAGGAAGCUCUGGAAGGGAAGAAGGAGGAACUGAGUGCUCUGAAGGCCGAUCUGGACGCAAAGACAACCGAACUCAACGAGACGCGUGGCAUCGAGAUCGAGAUGCGCAACCAGCUGGAAGAACACCAAAAGACACUGAAGGAGAAUCAAAUGAAGCUGCGGCACUGGCAGGAGAAGCUUGGCAAGCUCUCUCUCACCAACGUCAGCGACCUGGGCGAGGAGCAAGAGGUCGAGGCCCUGCCGACCUACACCAAGGACGAGCUUCAGGACAUGGACAAAGGCCAACUCAAGCGCGAGAUUGCCAGCCUGGAGGACAAGACACAAAAUGUCCAGGUCGAGCUUGGUGUGCUCGGCGAGUACCGUCGUCGUGUUGAGGAGCAUGCUUCUCGCAGCGCAGACCUCGCCACUGCUGUGGCCGAGCGCGAUGCGGCGAAGAAGCGGUGCGAUGAGCUGCGCCGGUUACGUUUGGAAGGUUUCAUGGAAGGCUUCAGCACAAUUUCGUUACGCCUGAAGGAGAUGUACCAGAUGAUCACCAUGGGCGGCAACGCCGAGCUUGAGCUUGUCGACUCGCUGGAUCCGUUCUCCGAGGGCAUCUUGUUUAGCGUCAUGCCGCCCAAGAAAAGCUGGAAGAACAUUUCCAACCUCUCGGGUGGUGAGAAGACGCUUAGCAGCUUGGCUUUGGUGUUUGCGCUGCAUCACUACAAGCCAACGCCGCUGUACGUCAUGGACGAGAUUGACGCCGCCCUGGAUUUCAGAAACGUUUCCAUUGUCGCCAGUUACAUCAAGGAGCGGACUAAGAACGCUCAGUUCGUGGUCAUCUCGUUGCGCAACAACAUGUUCGAGCUUGCGUCGCGCUUGGUCGGUGUAUACAAGGUCAACCACAUGACGAAGAGUGUCACGGUCGAAAAUAGGGAUUACAUAGUUCCCAUUAGGGCGUAA